This is a messenger RNA of Aspergillus bombycis, 867 nucleotides long. RefSeq lists its product as uncharacterized. Lineage: Eukaryota; Fungi; Ascomycota; Eurotiomycetes; Eurotiales; Aspergillaceae. The annotation marks the transcript as partial. The transcript has 5 exons. The record is from RefSeq and is a predicted model, not a curated record.
AUGGCGAGAAAAAGAAAAACCCCACCUUCUAUAAGAAGACGUUCACCUAUAAGGUGGACUGCUCAGGAAGAUGGAAUCCUCUUCAAGACUGUCCACGCUUGCACAAUCCGUGGGGAGGACCAGUCUCCUCCAUCAGAUCCCAAGAAAACCAGAAAGGAUACUAUUGCAUGGAAGCUGGUUGCACAAUCAUUACCAGAGAGGACGAAUAGAGAUUGCCGCAAGAGAUGGUUCAAGAUCGACCGACGCUGGGUGCAAGGGCCUUGGGCACCAGAUGAAGAGACGCGGUUAAGGGAAGCUGUUGCAAUAUAUGGACCUGGAUGGGACGAGGUUUCAUUCUCAGUCAAAACAAGGAAUCCUGACCAAUGCUUGGAGCACUGGGAGAAAACUCUCCAUCCAAUCGUCGCCAGCCGAAGUCGGGAAAAGAUGGAUGACAUCGAGCUGCUAGAUGUGGUUGGCCAUCAAUCAAGCUACGGCCAGACGGGGUUAGCAGGACGACCAAUAUCGGAAAUCAGGAACCGUGCAAUGUCAAUCUGCUGGCAGCAAAACCCUCUACAAUGGCGUCCUGAAAUCCCCCAGGUAGCGACAGUGUUCGGCCAGCAAGUCAUUAUGGGAAAUGCGACAUACAAUCCUACCAUCGUCCCACAAGAAAAUCCUGCGAUGCUCGAUAUCUAUCAGCAACCGUUUGGGCAGCCCACCAGUGAACACCGAACCAUAUGUGGCAACGGCUUGACUGAGCAGAGCGUCUAUGCACGCAAUAGCCACGACGUACCAAGGGUUUCAACGUCAUACAUGAGACCGAUUCACGAAGAGUCGCGAUACUUUCAGGCACAAGCACCAUCACUGGGCUUGGGAGCGUUAGCCAUGGAA